Aspergillus bombycis is the source of this 582-nucleotide messenger RNA. Its product is annotated as actin-related protein 2/3 complex subunit 5 family protein. Gene Ontology annotation, molecular function: actin filament binding. The record is from RefSeq and is a predicted model, not a curated record. Gene Ontology annotation, cellular component: Arp2/3 protein complex; actin cytoskeleton; cytoplasm. Gene Ontology annotation, biological process: Arp2/3 complex-mediated actin nucleation; regulation of actin filament polymerization. The transcript has 2 exons. Bases 1 to 582 code for a protein of 193 amino acids. Lineage: Eukaryota; Fungi; Ascomycota; Eurotiomycetes; Eurotiales; Aspergillaceae.
AUGGCUCAACUCAACUACCGCACAAUCAAUGUCGACGUGCUGGACCCUGAGUCCUCCGCCAACUUUCCUAUGGAAACCCUUCUCCCCCCUACCCUCCCCGCCCCGACCACAUCCAGCGAAGCCGCCAACGUCGCCGCCCAGGUGCGCCAGCUACUCCGCAGUGGAGACCCCGAGGGAGCGCUGCGCGCUGUCCUCGAUACGGCUCCGCUAGGUGGAGAUGACCGCGCAAAGGAGGUGCACUUGGCUACCGUUAUCGAGGUGUUGCAGGGAAUUCGACAGGGCGAGAUGACGAGAGUGCUGGAGGGGGUUUGCAAUGGACAGGGUGGUUCCGAGCGGGCGGACUGCUUGAUGAAGUAUUUGUACAAGGGAAUGGCGGCCCCUGGGCCUAGCAGCGGGGCGCAAUCGCCUCGCAAAUCGGUCUCCCCGCAGAGCACCGGAUUCUCACAGAUUCAGGCUAGGAACCUUGGCGAAGGUGGUGGUGGUCAGCAGAUGAGUGUCCUGUUGAGCUGGCAUGAGAAACUGGUAGAGGUGGCGGGUACUGGAUCCAUCGUCCGUGUGAUGACGGACCGGAGGACGGUCUAA